This is a messenger RNA of Musca vetustissima, 6383 nucleotides long. Its product is annotated as mucin-2-like. Gene Ontology annotation, cellular component: extracellular region. Gene Ontology annotation, molecular function: chitin binding. The transcript is spliced from 7 exons. NCBI's taxonomy places the organism in Eukaryota, Metazoa, Arthropoda, Insecta, Diptera, Muscidae. The coding region runs from base 1 to 6375 and encodes 2124 amino acids. The record is from RefSeq and is a predicted model, not a curated record.
AUGUUUAAACUACUACUGCUGUCAGCUGUUCUCAUCAUCAGCUGUUGUUCUUCCAGCCAUGGCCGUUAUUUGGGUCAUUCUCUGUAUAGACCCCAACCAUAUAAUCCAUAUCAUGAUUAUGGUUAUCCUCCUCCUCAUCCUCCCUCAACCUCAAUAGGUUUUCCCCAUCAAGUACCAACCAGUUAUUAUCCAGCUGGAACAUAUUUUGAUCAACGACGUGGAAUAUUGCGACCAUUUCCCGGUGGUGGUGUACCCAUUAUAGUGGAUUAUCACAAACGUUGUUCGGGUAAUUAUAUCGGUUUGAAACCCCAUCCAGAUGAGCGUCAAUACUAUUACGUUUGUAAGCCGGAUGCUGUGAUAUUUGGAAGAUGUCAAAGAUUUCAGCAAUUCAAUACCACAUGCGGUCAAUGCGUUCAGAUCAAACCCACCGAAUAUGAACCAAAAUGUACGGCCGAGGGACGUUUCCCCAUACAUUCCGAUUGUCAUCUCUAUUAUAAAUGUGAUAAAACAUUGCAGCCACAAAUCUACUCCUGUCCACACAAUAUGAUAUUCUCGCAGCAGACAAGUAAAUGUAUACCCGGCAAUAGAUGUAUACCCACCCAGAUUAUUACCGAUAAUGAUAGUGUACCAGAAUAUUGUGAAAAUAAAUAUCCAGCAUGUCAACAAAAUGGUGUAUUCCGAUCACCAUCGGAUUGUUCGCUUUACUAUACAUGUGAACUGCAAGAGAAUCGUGUAUUUUAUCAAACGAGAUUUAAAUGCCCCGGGGAAACCUUCUAUGACUUACAGACAAAUUGCUGUCGCCCCAAGGACCAAGUGCCAUGCGAUUGUAUAACUCUGGCCGAAUUAGUUUAUCCCACAAGUCACCUCCGACCAUAUCAUCCCUUUCAACAACAUCCCAUGAUUCAUCCAAGUGAAUUUGAUUUGGAUUCCCUUGAAAAUAUUGAACAUGCAACUGAGUCAUCUUCAGAGGAGGAGUUGGAAGAACCAAGACAAACAGAAUUCGAAGAUUCCGAAUCCAAUUCAUUGGAGGAAGAAGUUAUUGAGAACACAGAUGAUUCUGAGGAAAGUGUAAAGAAUGCAGCAGAUGCAGCCGUGACACCCAUCCGCGAUGUUACAACUGAAUCUUCAGCCGAAAUGUCUGUAGAGUCUCUUGCAGAUGUGGCUGCUGCUACUUCGACAGUUGUUCCGGCAAUAACAACAGAAAUAGCUACCGAAGCACCAGAAGAAACUACGGUACCUACAGAAGCUGUUCCAGAGGCAACUACAGAGGUUGUUGUCUCAACUGAAGUCCCAGAGGCUAAUACAGAAGAACCUGCCACAACAGAUGAUGAUGAGAAUGAUAAAAUUGAAGUUCUGGGUAGUGAUGUUGAUUUUGGUGAUCGCUUCGUUUUACAAGAUGACAAAACCUGGAAUAAUGAUGGCCCUGGAAAAACAAUAUUUCUGGGAAUAAAAUCACCAUCAGAUUCAGAUUCUGACGAACAUGACAAACAUCAUGAUCACCACCAUGAUCACUCGCAUCAUGGCUCACAUGAAAACACAAGUGAAUCCAGCCACGAAGCAAAUAAUUCACACAUUGAAACCGAUGAAGAGAAAGAUGAAAAUAAAACCGAUGAACAUGGUUCCGAAGAAGCUAGUCAUGGAUCUGGAGAAAACAGUCAUGGAGCGGGAGAAGACAGUCAUGGAUCUGGAGAAAACAAUCAUGAAUCGGGAGAAAAUAAUCACGGAUCUGGAGAAAAUAAUCAUGGAACUGGAGAAAACAGUCAGGGGUCAGGUGAAGGCAAUCAUGGAUCUGGAGAAAACGGUCAUGGUUCCGGAGAAGGUAGUCACGGUUCUGGAGAAAAUGGCCAUGGAUCGGAAGAAAAUGGUCAUAAAUCCGAAGAAGGCAGUCAUGAUUCGUCAGAAGGCAACAAUGAAGAAGAAAAUGAAACAACUGAACCCCCUGUUUCGCAAUCAACUGAUGCAACUACAACUACAGAUAUUGAUAGCGCCACAAAUGCCCCGGAAAGCUCUGAAAAUGGACAGAAACCAUGUAAUGAUAUUGCAACAGAUACACAAACGAAAUUACACACCCAAAAACACUGUUCCACUGCAACACAACAGAAUAGUCGAACAGCGACACUUGUUGAUAAAACCACAAACGAUGUUAUCGUGAAUGCCAGAGAACUCUCCACACUACAUCCCAACACAACACCAACAACACAUCGUGAUCCAACGAUUAAUGAUGUUAUCGAUCCGAGAUUACACCAUGCUAAUCAAACACCCAGUACCACAAGCACACGAAACACAACUCCAACACCAAAGAAGUCUUUCGAAAUAACCACAGGCGACAAUUUUACACAAAAACCCAAAACAACUCCCAGAUUUUUCGAUCCAACCACAAAUGAUGUUAUUGACAUCGAUACACAAAAAACUAGUACAUGGAGCACUCCAACAACACUCCACCUUACCGAUAAAACCACAAACGAUGUAAUAUCGACGGAAAACAUCGUUUCUACACAAAGAACCAUAACUACACCUUCAGAUCGUGAUUCCACCAUCAAAGGUGUAAUUGAUCAGUUUGAUUCGUUUUUACAUCACAGUAAAACCGCUUUUACACCAAGUACCUUACAAUCGGAUAACACUACACCCAUGUCGACUUCUACACAUCGCGAUCCAACCAUCGGUGAUGUUCGUAAUGAUGAAUCGAGUACAUUAAGUACUCCUGUUCAUAAAACCACAAAAGAUUGGUUACAAGAAUUUGAAUUAGUGUUUGGGGCAAAACAAGGUCCAAAAACACCUACACCAAUAGAAGGUGAAUUCCUACCAUUAGAUAAAUCAGAAGACCUCUUAAAACACUCCAAAGAGCAUAAGGAUUCUAUAACUGAAGAACCAACGGCCGUAACUUCCUCUAAAACUGAUUUCAAAUCGGUUGCAUCCGCAACAGAAUCUGAGGGUAUCAAAUUGCCAAUUGGUGGCACAGAACAGCCGGUGACCAAAAGUUUUAUUCAAGGGGGCCACGAUGAUCUCUUUGAUGAUGACGAAGAUGAGGAACCUUCUGUCCUAUCCGAUGAAAUUGUAAUACCUGAUAGUGGCACUGAAGAACCUGAAACCGCUGCCACACCUGCAAGACCAAGUGUUUCCGAAGAACAAGUUUCCAAACAUGAGGAUAAGGGUUUGAUACCUGAAUGUAUAAAAGUAUCGAAUAGUGGCACUGAUGUCCCGAAUCUCAAUGAAGUCACGUCUGAACUGUCUUCCGCAAAAUUCUCUCAUCCAGACCAUGAUGAUAUUUUCGAUGAUGAUAAUGCUGAUGACGAACCCUCAGUUCUCUCCGACGAAAUUGUAAUACCCGAUAGUGGCACGGAAGCUCCAACAUCACAUAAUAUUCCUUCCGCAACAGAUAAACCGAAAUUGGCUAUUCCAAAAUUACAUACAGAUCCUUUGACAAAUGCUAUACAAAUUCCAAUCACUGGCACCGAGGAACCGAUCUUCCAUAACUCAGAUAGUUUCACAACAAUUGACCCAGAUUUAGUUACUUCGCAAAAACCACCUUCUGCCAGGUUGUUCGAUCAAGAUCAUGAUGACGUUUUCGGGGAUGAUGAGCCUUCGGUGCUGUCAGAUGAAAUAAUAAUACCAGAUAGCGGAACAGAAGAUCCGGAAUCUAAUGAGAAGCUUCAUACAACUGUCAGGCCAAAAUCAAGCAUUCCCGGUCAUUUUAGUUUCACACAUAAAACGACCCAUACUUCGGUUAGAUCAGAUGCUAUAAAACUACCAAUUACUGGUACCGAAGAACCGAACUUCAAUGAUUCUGAUCGGGAAUCCAUAAUCACUUCCCCAAAAUCUAUUGCAGCUGAAAGACAUCCCUCACCGAAAUUAAUCGAUCCCGGCCAUAACGAGGAUAUAUUUGAUGACGAUGAACCUUCGGUAUUAUCAGAUGAAAUUGUCAUACCAGAUAGUGGUACAGAAGACCCUAAUUCAAGUAAAACUCUUCAGACAACAGCCAAACCUAAGACAAAGGAACAUACGACCCCGAAACAGAAUAGUACGAAGCAUGAAGAUGAUGAAAAAUCCAAUUUGUCAGACGUUAUAAAAAUUCCCCUGAGUGGUACUGAGGAACCCAGCUUCACUGAUGCGGAUAGUUUUACUACGACACCUGGACCUGAAGUAGUUUUUCCUAAGAAACUUCCUUCGGCAAAAUUAUUCGAUCCCGAACAUGAUGAUAUAUUCGAGGACGAUGAACCUGUGGUGCUUUCCGAAGAAAUAAUUAUACCAGAUAGUGGCACCGAGGAACCUGUUGCUAAUGAAACCACUACACCAACAAAAUCCGUAACAUCUAAUCAAACUAUAUCCUCUGGGACAAAGGAUAUACAAAUCCCCAAUGGUGGCACUGAGGAUCCGACCGUCAUUAAUUUCGAAGGUGGUGCAACAACAUUCGAACCUGAAUUAUUUAAACCUAUGAAACUUCUUUCACCAAAAUUGAUUGACCCACAGCACGAUGACAUCUUCGAUGAUGAUGAUGAUGAGGAUCCCUCAGUCCUAUCAGACGAAAUUAUUAUACCAGAUAGUGGCACCGAAGAGCCUUUAACUGUCACAACUUCUAGACCCAAAUCAGCAGGUUCAAUUGAACAGCAUUCUCAUGAAGAUAGCGAUACUACUGUCCUGCCGUCCGAUAUAAAAAUACCGAUUAGUGGAACCGAGCAGCCAUCCUUUAAUGAUUUUGAUGGUUCGGCUACAACAUCGGCACCUGGACCAACUCUAAAUAAAAAAAUACCUUCUGCAAAACUAAUUGAUCCCGAUCAUGAUGAUAUAUUUGAUGACGAUGAUGAUGAACCCUCUGUUCUAUCCGAUGAAAUAAUAAUACCGGAUAGCGGCACAGAGCAGCCUAGUUCUAAAGAAAUCCUUUCACCAAGUCAUCGUAAUGAUGAUAUAAAACUUCCGAUUAGUGGAACUGAAGAACCGGACUUCAAUGAAUCUGUUGGCGCCACUACGCCUACCGACCCUGAUUUAGUUAAUCCUAAGAAACAUCCUGUUCCAAAGUUAUUGGACCCUGAUCAUGAUGAUAUCUUUGAUGACGACGAACCUUCUGUCCUCUCCGAUGAAAUAAUAAUACCAAAUAGUGGAACCGAAGCACCAGAUUCUGAUGAAACAACUCUUAGACCAAAAACAAGCAACUCCAAAAAACCUCAGGAGGACGAUGAUACCUUUGUUGAUUCGGACGACCUAAAAAUUCCGGUAUCUGGUACCGAGACACCAGAUACCCUAUUGACACCUGUUCCCAUACGAAAAUCACCUCCCAAGUUAAUUGAUCCCGAUCAUGAAUCGGAAUUUGAGAACGAUUUUGAAGGUUCUGGAUUUUCCGAUGACAUAAAAAUACCAAUUGGUGUUACGGAAGAACCCAAUUUCAAUCCAUCUUCGUCGUUAGACCCAGAUUAUGACCUUGAAAAUGAUGAUGCAUCGGUUCUUUCAGAUGAUAUUAACAUUCCCCUUAGUGGAACAGAGGAGCCAGAAUCAAAGGCUCAUCCUACCACAUUAUUAGAUCCUGAUUAUGAGCACGAUGAAGAAGAAACUGAUGACAAUGAAUCUGUAUUUUCGAACAUCAGUCAUCUACCCUCCUUUUGGGGAACAGAGGACACCGUAGCUUUUACAACCAUCUCCCCUCAUGCCACAAACAUUUUUGAUCCCGAUUAUGUCUUCGACGAUGAAAGUGAUAUAAAAAUACCAAUAAGUGGAACCGAUGGACCAAACGAAACUACCACACCAUCCAGCCACAGUUCUGAAGAGGAAGAUGAAACAAACGUCUUAUCAGAUGAAAUAGUCAUACCCAUACAUACAACAGAUACACCGCACACGACUUCAACACCAUCACCUCCGACAACAACUCCUUCCUCGAUAGAACCACCAAUAACACAUUCCAGAUCCACCGAAGUUCAAACCACACCCACACCUACCCCCAAAUAUUUGGAUACUAAACAAACGCAAACAAAUAAUAAUCGUAGUGAAUUUUCAUUACACUUUAGACAGGAGGAUGGUUGCCCCUCGGAAUCCUUAGUCAAGCCAUCCGAACAGAAUAAUAUUUAUAUAAGUCUUUUAAAUUUAGAUACAAACAAACCAGUGAAUAAUACUAAUUCUACAAAUAUUCCUACUACUACUAAUCUUAAUCAAACUGCAGUUAAGCCGCCGCCAUGUGAACCGAAAAAGGCCAGUCUGCCACGUUUGGAGAUAUUCGUUGAGCGGCCAAUGGAUGUGCGUUUCGUCAUCUGCCCCAAGACCUGUACAAAGGAUCAUAAACAUAAUUAUGACGAAAAAGACAACCGUGCUGUCCACUUAAAAUGGUAUCCCAAUCGAUCCAAUCAAACUUUGGCCCUUGAAACUUCGAAUCGUUUGAAAAUCGACGGAUGAGUUGUUAA